AUGCUCAGAGAUACCAUGAAGUCCUGGAGUGACAGCCAGUCAGACCUCUACAGCAGUGACCAAGAAGAGGAAGAACAGAUGAUUUUUGGAGAAAAUGAAGAUGAUUUGGAAGAGAUGAUGGAUUUAAGUGACUUGCCUACCUCACUCUUUGCUUGCAGUGUUCAUGAAGCCGUGUUUGAGGUACAGGAAGAAAAGGAAAGAUUUGAAGCACUUUUCACAGUCUACGACGAUCAAGUUACAUUCCAGUUGUUUAAAAGCUUUAGAAGAGUAAGGAUAAACUUCAGCAAUCCAGAGGCAGCAGCGAGAGCACGGAUAGAACUGCAUGAAACCGAUUUCAAUGGAAAGAAGCUGAAGCUGUACUUUGCACAGGCACAGGUAUCUGGUGAAAUAGGUGACAAGUCCUACCUUCUUCCUCCACAACCUGUUAAACAGUUCCUGAUAUCACCUCCUGCAUCUCCACCGGUUGGGUGGAAGCAGAGUGAAGAUGCAACUCCCCUGAUAAACUAUGACUUGCUUUGUGCUGUCUCCAAGUUGGGACCAGGGGAGAAGUACGAGCUUCAUGCAGGAACAGAAUCAACUCCUAGUGUAGUUGUUCAUGUCUGUGAAAGUGAGACAGAAGAGGAAGAUGAAAUUAAAAAUCCCAAACAGAAGAUCAUGCAGACAAGGCGUCCAGAACCACCCACAACAGUACUGAGCGAAUCUAAAGCGUUCGAUUGUACGCUGGAGGUAGGGGGUGCUAUGCACUGUUAAAUCGUGUGAUGCUCGAGAUGGUGUCAAAAAUCAGCCACUUAAAGAGUAGGUGUGUUGAUGUCUGUACUGCUGCUAUAUGUUACGUAUAGCGACAACAGAUUUUACUUGUAGUUGUCUCUCAUGUUCAAGACUUUGGAUGCCAAUGCUCUGAAAAGCACUUUAAUUUUAGGGACUAGUCCCCCAACUGUAGCAAAUCCACCUGACUUGAAAUAGUGAAAAAUAGGAAGUCUGGUUGUGUUUUGGUUUUUUUUAAGAUGUUACCUUUUUCUUUAUACUGUACAG
Tauraco erythrolophus (red-crested turaco) is the source of this 1032-nucleotide messenger RNA. The record is from RefSeq and is a predicted model, not a curated record. NCBI's taxonomy places the organism in Eukaryota, Metazoa, Chordata, Aves, Musophagiformes, Musophagidae.